Brachypodium distachyon (stiff brome) is the source of this 2740-nucleotide messenger RNA. RefSeq lists its product as uncharacterized. The transcript has 6 exons. NCBI's taxonomy places the organism in Eukaryota, Viridiplantae, Streptophyta, Magnoliopsida, Poales, Poaceae. The record is from RefSeq and is a predicted model, not a curated record. Bases 308 to 2431 code for a protein of 707 amino acids.
AAACCAUUUUCCCUUUGAUCUCACAGUCACAGGCACCACUUCCAUUCCUUUCCCUCUCGUGCAAAGAGCCAAAGAGCAAAAGCAGCGGCCAGCUGCUAGCGAGUGUGUGCGCUAGCUGCGCCGUUCUGGUUGGCUUCCUUCCUUAGCCCAAAGCCAAAGGCCAAAGCACGAUUACUUACACAAAGCAGAAAAGGCUUCUCAGCGUCCCCUGGCGUGUCUGGCACUGGCCGGCCUCUAGCUAGAACAACAAGCGCGCACACAUCGUGAUUCACUGCUUGAUUUGCAAUUCUGUCACAAGUAUAGAUAGAUGCGUAAUGCGACCGGCGGCAGCUGCUCUUCGUCUUCGUCUUCGUCUCGGGUGGGGCUGCAACAAGUGUUUGGCUCGCAGGCUCCUUCUCAUGGCCAGCUUAUUACCACGUCGCCUGGUCGUCCUCCCAUGGGAGAUCAGCAGGUGAUGCGCCGGGUGCCUGCUGCAGGUGAUCUGCUCCAUGGCCUGGUCUCACUCAACGUCCUGCUCCUCGCCGUCUUCCUCGUCGUCUUCCUCCUCGCCAAGCUCCUCGCUCUCCUGCACCGCCCCGGCACCGCUGCCUCCGAUGACACCACAAGGGGUCAUCAUGGUCGUGUCGACGCCGGAAUCGAUGGCGAAGGAGAUGAGCGGCGGGAGGAGGAGGCGCUGUUCUGGUUCGACGAGGCCGUGCUCGAGGACAGUGCUCUGCUUGGCCUUGCCGAUCAAGAAAAGGAUCACCAUCAUCAUCACCUGUACAGUAGUAGCAGUGAAGCUGGCAACACAGCUGCUGCCCAUUGCGUGCAGGUGGCGCAAGAGAGCUGCGCUGCCUUUAAACCCGCGGCAGAAUCUCGAUCAUCUACCGGCCGCAUCUCGAUCUCGCCGCACGAAGAGAGACAGUGCGACGACGACGACGCCACUACGGGCCUGAAGGAACAACGAGAUGCCGCCGUCGAUGGCGACGAGGUCCCCAUGGCGGCGCCCGUUCGGCAGAAUCUCCCGGCCGCCGCCACGACAGUACCGGAGAAUGCUUCCGUCCAAGAGAAGGAAGGAAGCAGAGUCAGAGGAGACGAUCCUGUUCCUGACAGCGGCGGGCAUGGCGAAGAAACAGAGGAAGCAGAGGAGGAUCAAGAAAAGGGCGCCGGCGCCGUCGGCUACAGCAGCUCCGAGGUAAAGCUGUUCGUGAACCGCCGGGCGAUCGCCGACACUCGGAAGCUCUUGCCGGAGUGCGGCGGCGCGGCCACACGGGCGCGGCGGGAGAAGGAGGAGGAAGAGGACUACGGCGGGGACGACAGCUGCAGGUUCGGCGCGUCGACGCUGACCAGCGAGUCGACGUCCAAGAGCUCGGUGGAAUGGCAGAUGAUGGGCUCCACUGUCGGCAAGGACUGCUACCCCUUCUCGUCGUCGUCCCGCCGGAGCUCGGCCCGGUGGGAGUCCUACACGCUGUUCCGCAAGUACGACGAGGACAUGGUCUACUUCCACCGCGUCGGCGCCCAGAAGCUCACCGAGACAGAGUCGUUCAGGUCGAUCAAGUACCAGCCGCGCUCGAUGUCGCAGAGGAUCACGCACAAGCUAUCCAUGGCUGCCGCGCCGGCAAUGGCGAAGCCCGGCAUCGGCGGCGACCCGGUACCGAUCGGGCUACGGGACCCGUACCCGGAGCUAGAGCGCGCCUACGUGGCGCAGAUCUGCCUCACCUGGGAGGCGCUCAACUGGAACUACACCACCUUCCGCCGCCACAACAACAGCAACGGCAACAAUGGCAAUGGCGGUGGCACGACGAUGGUGGAGGAGGCCCGGUGCUGCCCUGCGCGCGUGGCGCAGGAGUUCCAGCAGUUCCAGGUGCUGCUCCACCGCUUCAUCGAGAACGAGCCCUACGAUUCCUCGUUCCAUGGACAGCGGCGGCGGCGGCCCGAGGUCUACGCCCGCAUGAAGAACUCCUCCCCCAAAUUGCUCCUCGUCCCAGAGUUCAGAGAGGAGGAAGACGAGAAGGACGACCUGAUAUCGGCGGCGCAGUUCCUGCACAUACUGGAGGAGUCCAUCAGGACGUUCAUGGCGUUCCUCCGGGCCGACAAGCGGAGCCACUACCAGAUGUUCAGGGACAUGGUCAGGCGGCGGCGGACCAACGCCACCGACCAGGCACUCAUCAUCGACGCCCUCAAGAAAUCCAACAGCAGAAAGAAGAGCAGGCUCAAGGACCUGACGCGGCCUCGGCGGUGCCUGAGGAGGACCAAGGUCCGGGAAGAAGAGGAGAUGUCGGUGCUGCUGGGGCUCAUCGACCUCAAGGUGGUGGCCAGGGUGCUGCGGAUGCCGGAGGUCACGGACCAGCAGCUGCACUGGUGCGAGGAGAAGAUGAACAGGCUCAGGGUCGAUAUCAGGGACGGCUCGCUGCACAGAGACCCCGCGCCUCUCUUCUUCCCUGCACAUUGAAAUCCAAUGAACCUUACUUCUCCAUGCAUCCAGAGCUACUCUUUUGACCGUAAUCUGCUUUCAUUUCCUCUUCCUUUUUUACCUUGUCGAUCUCCAUUUUCUUCCUUUGCGGAUGUAGUGACAAAAGAUAAAGUUGCACUGAAUAUGCAACGCACUCAGCCAGUUUCUAGUACUACUACUUGUAUAAAAAGAGUAAGUGUGAGAUCAGGUUCAGAGAUGACGAUCGAUAUUGUAAAGGCGUACUGUAUAUGUUAAGAAUAUGUUAUCUAGAUAAAUAAAGGAUCAACCCAUAAUCUUGUACUCCUAAUA